Molecule: messenger RNA, 2369 nt
Organism: Adelges cooleyi (spruce gall adelgid)
Lineage: Eukaryota; Metazoa; Arthropoda; Insecta; Hemiptera; Adelgidae
Exons: 20
Coding region: 9-2255 (748 amino acids)
Source: RefSeq, a predicted model, not a curated record
AAACAAAAAUGAACAUUAAGUUCAUUUUUGUAUUAUGCCUAACUUAUUACUUACCAAUGGUAAAUUUGCUGAAUUCGGUAAAUUAUAUCAACAUAACGGAAAUAGAAAUGUUAUGGGACUCGAUAAAUGACGGUUUUGACGAUUAUAUUUUCUACAGUGACUUUUUAAGAAAUGGUACGGACGAAGAAAUGAGUGAUCUCGUGGAAGUUUUAAAAAAAUACGGAUCCCCGUUGAAGGCCAGUAAAGGUGAAGUUCAAUACAAAAUGAACUUCAAUGACUUUAAGACUGCCGUAUAUGAGGGUCAUAUAGCAAGAUGGCAUAAUAAGGCGAUGCUUGCUGAAUUUAAAGAAAUGAUCCCAGACAAUGUGAACAGAGAUUAUGUUAUCACCGAAGAUAUGAAUAAACAUUAUGGAUUCAUAAUGUCUGCAUCUAAAAUCAAUGCAAUUAUAAAAAAAUACGGAAAACUGCAUGACGGAGAACACCGAUUAGAAUUCUCUGACUUUAAAAUAGCAUUAAACAGAAGUCUUCUGCCAGAACUGCCGAGUGAUAAAAUUGCGGCGAUGUACACAGCAUUUAAAGCGUUAAGCUCACCAAAUGAUUUUAUCAUCCAUAACGACUUAGUUAGGGUAUACGGAGGAAGAAUUCCUGAAGCCACACUCAAAAAUAUUGUAAAUAAAUACGGAAGAGUGUAUUGUGUUGUGCUUGAAAAAAAUCAGGGCAACGAUAAAUGUGCUUUAAAACAACAACGAUUAUACUUCGAAGACUAUAAAAAUGCCUUGAACAGUGGUGGGCUUGCAGUGUUGAAUGAUGAAAACAAAAAACAGAUGAGCUAUCCAAUGGUGAAUCCCAUAGGUCUAGAGGAGUUAGAACUUCUGUGGGAAGCGUUAAGUCUUAACAAUGACUAUUUCACCUACUAUGACUUGAUUGCGACUUAUGGAGACGACAACCCAGCAGAACUUAUGGCCGUAAUGGAACAAUACGGAUUGAUAUAUGAAAACAAUAAAGGUGAAGGUGAAUACAGAAUGUAUUUUGAAGAUUUUUUAAGGGCCAUAAAUAAUGGCCACAUACAUAGAUGGUCUUAUGAGGUGAUGAAUAGGAUAUUUACAGGAAUAAUCCCAAAACAUAAACACAGAAGAUAUAUUAUCAAUUACGACAUGGUUAAACAUUAUGGAAAUAAUAAACCACAUUAUCUCGAAGAAAUCAUCAGAAAUUAUCAAGAAAUGAAUAAUGGACAAUACCAGUUACCAUUCAAUAGUUAUAGAAAAGCUAUGGACAUUGGUCAUUUUCCUAAACCUAAAUAUUAUCACACAAUUGGAGAGCUGUACGGCGUAUUUAGGGAUAUGAUCCCAGGACAAGAUAUCACAAUAUGUAAUCUUGGCUCUAGCGACUUGAUAAAAUACUAUGGAACAAGAAUUCCUGCAACCAAAAUCGAAACCGUUGUACAACAAUUUGGCAAAUGGGACGUCGAUCAACAUAAAUUAUCAUUCUCCGACAUAAGAAGAGCCUGGGACAGUGGCGAAUUACCACGACCAUUGACUGGUGAAAAUGAGAUUUGGGAGGAAAUAGAAACACUAUUCAUCGCUAUAAGUGGCAAUGAUGGUUAUAUUAACUACUAUGAUUUCUCAAGAAAUUAUGAAGAAGAAGACAUGAAUGAUCUCAAGAGCGUAUUAGAAACUUACGGUUUCCCAGAUGAAAAUAGUGAAGGUGGAGAUGAGUUAAGAAUGGAUCUAGACGAUUUUAGAAAAGCCGCGUCUGAAGGACGCAUACCAAGAUGGCAUAGACUGGAGAUAAAUACUGUGUUUGCGGAAAUAGCCAUGGACGAAAAUAAAAAAUAUGUUACCUACAGCGACAUGGCUAAAUACUACGGAACAAGUAUUCCGGCAAUUAUACUAGUAAAUAUUAUAAAAUCGUACGGAAACUUGGAUGAUGGAGAAUACCGAUUAGAUAUCUUAAACCUUACAACACUCUUAAACAUAGGAUAUCUGCCAGAACUACUGAGUGAUAAAAUUGCGACGAUUUAUGAAAUGUUUGAAGACAUGAUCCCUGAAGAAGAGGAAAGAGUCUUUGUUACCAAAGAUGACUUGACUAAAUGUUACGGAACAAAACUUUCUGAAACUCAAAUCGAAAAUAUUAUGAAACCCUACGAAAAACCGAAUUAUGGAGAAAAACGAAUGUACUUUUGUGACUUUAAAAAAGCUUUGAUUGAAGGUGAACUUCCAAAGCCGUCGUUUGUUGAACGUGGAAUUUUAGCCUGACUCUGAUACGAAGUUGAAUAGAAAAACCAUUUACUGAUGUUCAUUAUUGUUAAAUAAUUAUGUUAAAAAUAAUUAAUCAUUUAGUCGCUAUAGUAGUAUAAAAUAAUAUAUUAA